Pocillopora meandrina is the source of this 311-nucleotide messenger RNA. Lineage: Eukaryota; Metazoa; Cnidaria; Anthozoa; Scleractinia; Pocilloporidae. The record is from the annotation of a GenBank genome assembly.
AACAUUGUUAGUCAUCCAAUCCUGGAAUACCUACUGAAGCGCCUACAACGUGUCCAGUUAGCUGCUGCAGGUUUCCUUCUUGGGCACUAUGUGCAUAUGCCCGAUCUAUAUAACACUGCUUUAAAGCCUUGCAUUAUGAUGACUGGCCAUCCUAUCUUAAGCUAGACAUCGUUAAUCCAACACAGACACUGAGAUCUUCAAAAGAAACGACAUUAAAAGUAAUCCUUGAGUUGGGUACUUUCCAGCACAGCACCUCAAAUGUUUUUAAUUCAUUACCCUCUGCUGCAAGGAACUCUGUAGUCUUUCAGUGA